This is a messenger RNA of Musca domestica (house fly), 645 nucleotides long. RefSeq names its product coiled-coil domain-containing protein lobo-like. The record is from RefSeq and is a predicted model, not a curated record. Gene Ontology annotation, cellular component: motile cilium. Bases 136 to 552 code for a protein of 138 amino acids. The transcript is spliced from 3 exons. Gene Ontology annotation, biological process: flagellated sperm motility. Lineage: Eukaryota; Metazoa; Arthropoda; Insecta; Diptera; Muscidae.
UGACAAAAAAAUGCCUGUUCACAUUUUUACUAAUUUCUUAUCAUAUCAAUCGUAUCGUAGAAAAUUACGCAGAGGUUCAAACGUAACUAUUCUAUACCGUCAUGGAAGGAUAUUGCAGAGCGCACGUUCCAGUUGAUGCAGCAACGAAUACAUCUGAAAUUUCAUUACUCUCCAGGUGCUUUGACAGCGUCAACAUGUGAAAUAAGCAAGCCACCUAAACCAGAUUAUGGCCAAGAAAUCAUCUAUGACAAGGCAUUGACAAGGACAUUUAAGGCAAAUAAUGAAGUGCCAGAACCCUUACAACUGGAAAUGUAUCACCUUAUUAUGGAUCAGCUGCAAAGUGAAGACAUGGCCAAAAAGAGUUUUAAGAAGCUAUCGGAUGAAAUAAUCGCAAUUUUGGAUAAUCGUCGUAAUGAAAUGGAACAUCCAAUACUACAAUUUCGACUAUUUGAUUCAAUGCGAAACGGUGCUGCUAGAUCCAAAUGUUUGAAAGAGGUUUUGGAGGAAGGAAACGAACAGGAUCAUUCUCAGCAUAAAAAUGACAUCUGUUGAAUAAAAUCAAAUUGGGAAAACAUUGGCUGGUAUUAUGUGGCACUUCAUAGUGUAUUUCACACAGUUUAUUUUUGCAAUAUAUAUUAUAUCUAA